ACGUAGCAUUAAAUAGAAGUUUAAACGAACAGACCCUUUUGGUGUUUUUUUUUUCUAGUAUGACUUAAUUUAGCCAGGAACAUGCCAAAAUGACAUUUCAAUAUUUUUGUACCUACAAAAAUAAAAGCAGGGACCUAGUCAAUUUACCGAAAUUACUCAUCAAUGGAUUGUCAAUACAACGUUUUCUAAAACAAGUUGUUAACACUGAAUUUCUUUGCGACCUUUGACACCAUAUACCUACUUAACAUAAUAAACGGCCAACUUUCUCUUCAUAAUAAACAGAAGCCUAAUCUACACGAUGGCCACAAAAAGGAAACCGAUUCGACCUGUUACAGUCAAUACGAAUAUGAAUUUCCGACCUGGGGGACCAGAUGUCUCUAGGUCAGAAGCUAAAGGUACACGACCAACUGCUGCACCAACGACCAUUAAGGAAAUCAUAGUUACCACAAUAAUGUAUGUUUGCAAAAAGACAAUCUUCUUCGAUACCAAUCUCAAAGUAGCUCUCUACCUAGGAAGUCUGUUUAUAAUCUCAUUGAUUGGAGAUUUUAUACCUUAUCCCAAGACUUAUUUCUCCCGUUCAGACAAUUUAUUUAAUAUCUACUUUGUGAAAAUCGGCUGGGGAUGGACAUUGCUGUUUAGUUUGCCUUUUUUGGUGAUGACCUCAAUAGUCCUAUGUUGUGGUGAUAGGAAGAAGAUGCUUACAAAUCACUUACCUCGAUUAGUAGUCGCAACUUUCUUCUGGUUCUUCUGGACGAAGUUGUUUAAUGUAAUUGAGACAUCUUAUGGCAGGUGUACCGUUCGAGGAUUUGAUAGUAAAUCGAGCUGCUUGCGAGCUGGCCAUUUAUGGAAUGGAUUUGAUAUAUCAGGCCAUGCAUUUAUACUGAUUCACUCUAGUUUGGUACUAAUAGAGGAGGCAAGACCAAUUGUUAAAUGGGAAUCGAUUAAGGAGCAUCUGCGAAAUGAAUUGCACAAUCGAAGUGUUGCCGAGCGGUCAAGUACAAAUCCAUUGAGGAACCUCAGUGAUGAACAAGUGAAGAUGCUUAACUUCUUAUAUGAGCGCUUGACUCCGGCCAUUCGGACUCUGUUCAUUGGAAUUGCAGCGUUGCAGCUUCUUUGGGAUGUGAUGCUAGUUGGAACAAUGCUAUACUACCAUAAGAUGAUAGAAAAGGUUGUUAGUGGAAUUAUUGCGAUUUUGACGUGGUAUUUCACGUAUCGUUUCUGGUAUCCAUCAAGUUUAUUGCCUGAUCCAGCUGGAAGUGGAUGUUUCUUCUAUCAACGUGAAAGAAGUGACACAUUUGUUUACAAGAGAGCUCCAAGUUUGACACCAACUACGCCUACACAACGUACAGCUAAUGCUUCUGGUCAAGUACCCAUGUUUAUGGGUUUGCCUAUUUAUGCUAAUCUAAGGGCAAAUCAGGCCUCUACUACGCCUAAUACAUCAAAUGUAUCAUCCGAAUUUCUUUAAUGAAGUUUUUUGUUUUAUAUCACUUAAAAAUUAUGUAGUUUUUAAUUUCUUUUGUUUUUUUAUUUAAUUUUUGGUGAGACUUGUUUUGUUGUUUUUAUUUGUUUAAAUUUUAUUUUCCUCUCUAUAACUAGGUACAUUGUUAUUUAAAUUUGUUCAUAUUUGACGUUUCGUUUUUCGAUCAACCCAUAAAUGUAUUAGUUCAGUAUGGUUUUAAAGUGGUGUUCAAUAAAUCCUUUUUUUUUUU
Molecule: messenger RNA, 1709 nt
Organism: Eupeodes corollae
Lineage: Eukaryota; Metazoa; Arthropoda; Insecta; Diptera; Syrphidae
Gene: Fitm
Product: acyl-coenzyme A diphosphatase FITM2
Exons: 2
Coding region: 299-1465 (388 amino acids)
Biological process (GO): lipid droplet organization; phospholipid biosynthetic process; lipid storage
Cellular component (GO): endoplasmic reticulum membrane
Source: RefSeq, a predicted model, not a curated record